This is a messenger RNA of Xenia sp. Carnegie-2017, 4188 nucleotides long. RefSeq lists its product as uncharacterized. The transcript has 2 exons. The coding region runs from base 38 to 3643 and encodes 1201 amino acids. The record is from RefSeq and is a predicted model, not a curated record. Lineage: Eukaryota; Metazoa; Cnidaria; Anthozoa; Malacalcyonacea; Xeniidae. Gene Ontology annotation, molecular function: protein binding.
GGCAACAAAAGCUGAUGUAGCUGAAAUUACACAAGAGAUGGCAACAAAAGCUGAUGUAGUAGAAAUUACACAAGAGAUGGCAACAAAAGCUGAUGUAGCUGAAAUUACACAAGAGAUGGCUACAAAAGCUGAUGUAGAUGAAAUUACACAAGUGAUGGCAACAAAAGCUGAUGUAGCUGAAAUUACACAAGUGAUGGCAACAAAAGCUGAUGUUGUUGGAGUAAGAGAAAUGAUACAGGACAAAAUAUGCUCAGAUCUUCAGAAGCUUGGAAAGUGUAAUUUUAAUGGUCUUAUAAAAGAUCUUAACAAAAAAUACUUACAAAGUACUAGACAAUGGUUAUUUGAAAAACUUGACAGUUGGUUUACCGACAAAAACGAAGAUGUUUCUAAUGUCAUGAUUUUGAUUGCUGGUCCAGGCGUUGGUAAAAGUGUGUUUGCUGCUGAGGUGUGUCGACGAUAUUUUGAAAAGAAGAAACUUGCUGCUUCACAUUUCUGCAGAUAUAAUCGAUCAGAUGAGAGGAAUCCUCGAAUGUUGAUAGAAUCAUUGGCUAGUAGCAUGUGUGAUACAAUAUCAGAUUUUAGAAGUAAACUGAAUGAAGAAUUACAGAGAAAACAUUCCUACGAAUCAGUCACCGAUGCAUUCCGUGUUUUAUUACAUAAUCCAUUGCAUUCAUUGGAAGAUUAUGAACCAAUGCUUUUGGUUAUUGAUGCCUUAGAUGAAAGUCAAGUUGACGGCAAAAGUGAAUUGUUGGAAUUGAUUGCAGAAGAGUUUGACCGACUGCCUAAAUGGAUUAAAAUCUUCAUCACCAGUCGUCCAGAACUUCCUGUUCAAAAGGAGAUGAAAGACAUGAGCCCUGUGGAAAUUACAACUAGUCCUCGUGAUGAAAACAACGAAGAAGACCUGCACAAGUAUUUGAGACAUGAGUUGAGUCAUCUGGCAAAAAAGAAUAGUGAUGGUGCUUUCAAUUUAUUAGUUAAAAAAUGCGAGGGUUCGUUUCUGUACGCUUACCACGCACAAGAGAGUUUAAAAAAAGAAACUGAGCUAACUGUCGAGAAUAUAGAACAAUUGGUUCCUACUAAGUUGAGUAAAUUUUACACGGAACAGUUCAAGAGAUUAAAUAAAUUAUUGAAAGAAACAAUUUUAUCAACACACAAAACCGUUAUUUCCGAUAGAAACUUUACGGAAUGUCUUGAAGUGUUGGUGACUUAUGAAAGUAUUUUGCCUUUGUCUUUUCUUUUUCAAUGUUUAGGUUUUCCUGAUGACAUGAAGUUUAAAGAUCGUACUAAAAUACAUGGAGUGCUGUCUCAAUUUUUUCCAAUUUACGAUGAUUAUUUGGCCGUGUAUCACAAGUCUCUCGUUGAUUGGUUGAAAUCAGAUGGUUAUGAAGAGCAUGAGUUUACAGUUGAUCCAAAAAAUGGACAUAAGUUAUUAUGGUAUGCUUGUGAGAAAGUGUUUAAACAAAUCAAGUCAAUGAACAUUUUUGAAGAUCAGAUGAACACUGCUGUGAUUAAAUAUGCUUUGGAGAAUGGAAUCUAUCAUAUGUCAAAAUGUGGCGAAAAUGUUGACUUUAGCUGGGCAGUAGAUGUCAAAGUGGUUUGUGCAAGGUUAAUGGGUUUUGAAGACCUUAACAUGGAGGAUAUCAUUAAGUCUGACUUGUUUCAAAUCUUUAAGGAACAACGAAUUUUCUUGAGAAAAGAUGUACUUGAGGAACUGCUGUUUCAUUUGUUUAUGAGGACAGGGGAUUCAUAUUUGUAUGAUGAUGGCUUAAUUUAUUUACAAAUUAUUGCAAACAGAAUUGAUGGCAGUGACGAAAAAAGAUUAUUGGCAAGGGAUUUAUUGAAACAAGGAAAGUUUGUUUGGUUUGAGUAUUUAGACUCAACAUAUUUAACAAACCAUCAUCAUUUGACUGUCUCCUUGCGUGCUAACGUUACAUCUCUUUGUGUGUCGUCCAAUGAAGAACUUCUUGCUGUAGGAUAUGAAAAUGGUGAAAUAUCUAUUUUUGAGCUUCCUGAAUUCGAAGAACGAUGCACUCUUGGCACUGCACUCGAUGAUUCAAGGUUGGAUAAGUGGGAUGUAGACACAUUUAGUUCCCAGUAUGACAAAUAUUACUAUCCAACAUCAGAGAAAUUUGGUUUUGUACGUGGAAACAUCUUUUGUUGCUCCUUUUCACCUACCGGAAAAAGACUGGUAACUAGUGAUGGAUCUACUGAAGUAAAGUUGUGGGACGUUAACAAUGGACGUUUGUUAUUAUGUUUAAAGUCAGAUGAUGUCGUUAAUCGUUGCUCUUUCUCAGAUUUUGGUUUGUUCAUUAUAGCAGAGUAUGUAAAAGAUUACCAUGAACGUCCUAAAGAUGUCUUUACUGCAUGGAAUUCAUUAACUUUGGAAAGAAUUGAUCGACGCUGCGUUGUUGAUUACCAAGAAGUACAAUACACCGAUAAAUGUUCAGAGUUCUUUGUUCCAGUCAUUGAAGGGUCUUGGUAUGUUUUUCAAUUCCCAAAGGCAAUCGAUAUUUUUUUAAAUAGAAAUGAAUAUCCACUACGUUUACAUUCAAUGAUAAGACACCAUUAUCGCGAUUGUAUUUAUAAUCGUACAAACCAGAAUGGAAAGCUUUCUGAAAUCACUCAGUUUUGCGUUGUGCCGUAUUUUUCCAAGCUUAAAAUUUUCAAAACUGAUCAUAUUUGGAGACCUUCAUUUAUCUUUGAUGAAUUUGAAAUUAAAUGUUGUUGUUUUUCACCGGAUGGAUCUUUUUUGGCAGCUUUCGUUGUUGGUGACAACGUCAACAUUCAUAUUUGGAGCAUUGAACGUUGCACUAUUAUUCAAACUGUACCAAUGCAACUGAAGAAUGCAUUAGGAUGUUGGUGGUCGGAUGGUUUACUGUGGAUAUGGGAUGGUUCUGAUCAUCUUAUGAAGAUAUCAACUUCGUCUGAAAAUUUUGUAGAUUCUACUCAAGCAAAGCAUGUUAACAUUGGAUUUAAACCUAAAGAAAUCUUAACAUUUGGUGAUGUCUUAGUUUGUAUUGACGAAGAAAGUUUUGUUCAAGUUGUUAGAAUUACCAAGGGUGAGAUACAAUAUAACAAAAGACUUCCUGUUGAUAGUUCAAAAUUUAAAGCAGCAGCUGUAUCACCUGAUAAUUCUGUUAUUCUAACUGUAAACAAAACAGAAUACACAUUAUGGAAAUGGGGAAAUAACAACAAUGAACUUUACUUGAAACCUUGGCAUACUGCAGAAAUACCCACAACGUCUUUUAUUGAAAAAUUUGUUGAAGAACAGAUAACUGUAAAUGAUCUAAAAUUCUACUGCUGUAUAAGUGAUAAUAAACAAGCAGUCAUAACAUUUUCCAGAGACAUCAGAAGUAAGGGCAUUUAUGUAAUUAAUGUUCACGAGAAUGGUGAUGUGAAUGAGAUUAUGCAUGUCUGUGCAUUACUUUUGCAAUCCAACCUAGUCAUACACAAAUCUUAUUGCAUUGGGUCAUCGAGUGCUGUAGAUUUGAAGAGUGGUAAAGUAUGCACUGCAAUUGAAGAACAAUAUUUUCUAUCCACAACAGUGCCUCAAAUAACUAUUCAUUCCAAUACAGGAACUUUAGCUUUUGUUUACAAGAGAGAUUGCAGAAUUCGAUUUUUAAAACUUAAUGUUCCUGAAUAAAUACAUCAACUCAAACUUUAAUAGUAAAUUCAAAAACCUGUUGAGAAAACUGCACAAAGAUGUUGAUGGUCGUAAGGAUGAUUCCUUCUUUCCACCUACUAUAGUUUUUUACAGAAGAAGUAUAAUUAUUUUACCAGGCAAUCUUUAAAAAAUUAUCUAUAUUUACCAACAAUAAAUUUGGACAAAUUUUGCAAAAGAUGUUUUAAAUUUAUCGGUACUAUUUCUUGGAAUGUCUUACCUACUGCUAUUAAAGAAUGUAAAAUAUUAUCUAUGAUUGCAAUAAUCUGAAACGAUGUAUAAUUGCUUUUUAUAACACAAAUGACUUGUAUUUAAAAAGAACGCUUCUAUACUAAUUGAUCAUGAAUAUUUGUUUAUUCCUUUCUAAGAUUCUACUUGUAGUCUUCAUAAAUGAAUUGUCAUUUAAACAGGGCAUCCUCUAGAUUUGACUACUACUGUAAAAUGCUCUGUCAAACUUAUUAUUAUGUAUUGUACUUCUGAACAAAUUUCAUGUUGAUGAUUUAUUUUUUAAUAAAAAUGUAUGGUUA